Candidozyma auris is the source of this 855-nucleotide messenger RNA. RefSeq names its product Prr2p (gene PRR2). Bases 1 to 855 code for a protein of 284 amino acids. Gene Ontology annotation, molecular function: protein kinase activity; ATP binding. Gene Ontology annotation, biological process: protein phosphorylation. The record is from RefSeq and is a predicted model, not a curated record. Lineage: Eukaryota; Fungi; Ascomycota; Pichiomycetes; Serinales; Metschnikowiaceae. The transcript has a single exon.
AUGUUUUUCAGAGACACUUUGAUUCUGCUGUCUCUGAUGGGGGUGUCUGGGUCUGUUGAGAUCUGGAAAACCCCCAAGGGCGAUAAGUAUGCGGUUAAGAUUUACCAUGAGAAGGAGGCCCAUGAGCUGAGAAAAGAGUACCAAAAGAGGGUCCUCUUCGAAUAUAGACUUCUAAAACAGCUUAAACAUGAAGCGUUUUUCUUGCCUUCGAAAUAUACCAUUUCAUGGAGCGGCCUUACAGUGAGUAUGUAUAUGGAAGCUGGGCUGAAUGAUUUGGCAGCACUUCUACGAAAGCAAGGCGCUCGUCAGUUCAAUGUCGCUGAGAAUAUGUGCUAUUGGAGGCAGCUUGUUUCUGGAAUUGCGUACCUUCACGAACAAGGAAUGAGCCAUAGAGACAUCAAACUAGAGAACAUGUUGUUAGAACGAGCUACCGGGAGACUCAAGAUCAUAGACAUGGCCACAGUGACCACAAAAAAGCCUGCUCUCGGCAUAGUGGGCUCUCCAAGGUAUAUGGCGCCGGAAAUGGCGUCUCAGAUUAGGUAUGAUGGGCAAAUAGCGGAUGUGUGGUCUCUAGGAAUAGUGUUGGUGUUUUUUGCAACCAGAAAGUUCUUAUGGAAGACUGCUCAUAUAGACGAUGAAAAGUUCGAGAUGUGGUCCAAGGAUCAAAAACUAGAAGAUUUGGCCCUCCCAGCAAGUUUGAAUAAUCUUGUUGUUGCUCUAUUGACAAUUGAUCCCGAACAGAGGAUGUGCACCACAGAUUUACUCCGGCACUCAUUCUGCAAGAGCCUUCCCUGUUGUCAAGGCUCAAAGAGCUGUGGAGUGGAACAUAGGUUAUUGAAAGUUCUGGAGAUAUGA